Medicago truncatula (barrel medic) is the source of this 1473-nucleotide messenger RNA. Its product is annotated as 3-hydroxybutyryl-CoA dehydrogenase. Gene Ontology annotation, molecular function: oxidoreductase activity, acting on the CH-OH group of donors, NAD or NADP as acceptor; NAD+ binding. Bases 78 to 968 code for a protein of 296 amino acids. The transcript is spliced from 3 exons. NCBI's taxonomy places the organism in Eukaryota, Viridiplantae, Streptophyta, Magnoliopsida, Fabales, Fabaceae. Gene Ontology annotation, biological process: fatty acid metabolic process. The record is from RefSeq and is a predicted model, not a curated record.
CAACAACGAAAAAUAUAUUUAAACCAAAAUAAAAUUGAUGAAUUAACGGACUCAUAAUAACAGUGAGAAAAAUAGCAAUGGCGGAUGUGAAGAUGAUCGGCGUGAUAGGCGGUGGGCAGAUGGGAUCAGGAAUAGCCCAACUGACCGCCAUGCAUGGCAUCGACGUCUGCCUUCUAGAUGUCAACCCUCAAGUUCUUUCAACUGCCUCCUCUUCCAUUUCUUCUUCCAUCAACCGUCUUGUUUCCAAAUCCCAACUCUCUCAAUCUACAGCUUCCGAUGCUCUCAAACGACUGCGUUUUACAACUAAUUUAAAUGACCUCUCUGUUGCUGAUUUUAUUAUUGAAGCUAUUGUUGAAUCUGAAGAGGUUAAGAAAUCUUUGUUUGUUCAAUUAGAUAAGAUUGCUAAGUCUUCUGCUAUUUUGGCUUCUAAUACUAGUUCCAUCUCUAUCACUCGUUUAGCUUCUUCUACCACAAGGCCUCAACAGGUGAUAGGAAUGCAUUUUAUGAAUCCUCCUCCAGUGAUGAAAUUGAUUGAGAUUGUGCGAGGUGCCGACACUUCUGAUGCGACAUUUGCUGCCACAAAAGCACUAUCACAGAGGCUUGGCAAGACAGUAAUAACUUCCCAGGAUUAUUCAGGCUUCAUAGUGAACAGAAUCCUUAUGCCUAUGAUAAAUGAAGCAUUUUAUACUCUGUACACCAACGUUGCAACCAAAGAGGAUAUUGACACGGGUAUGAAGUUGGGUACUAACCAUCCAAUGGGCCCUUUAGAGCUUGCAGACUUCAUUGGAUUGGAUGUAUGCUUGUCUAUAAUGAAAGUUCUUCAUGCUGGCCUUGGGGACAAUAAAUAUUCACCUUGCCCUCUACUUGUACAGUAUGUUGAUGCUGGCAGACUUGGAAGAAAACGAGGUAUUGGCGUGUAUGACUAUAGUAAAGAGCAAAAGUCUUCAAAAUCAUCUUCUCGUCUCUAAAAUGUUUGGUUUCCUUGGAAGAAUAAGUUGUCAGCACCACACUUGCACCCUGUUUCUGAACUUUGGGUACAUUACUGAAAUUGAGUGGAAUAGAGUUAGUCAUCUGAUCUCGAUCUCUCUUUCACUCAUUCGUUUUUGAGCUCGUCUCUUCUAUUUUAUGUUACAUUUGUUUCAGACAUGCUUGUAUAAUAUUUUAAUAGCCAAUGACUAUUAUGAUAAGAUUAGUAUGUACAUUAACACAAGGAUAGGAUAUGGUUAAAAAAUAGUUAUAGGAACUAGAGGUCAAUAGCAACCCAAGAGCACGAGGAUUGAAGGUGGUUUCUGUCUUUGGAUUGAAGGUGGUUUCUGUCAAGAGCACGAGGGAAACCUGGUGUUAUGAUUGAAUGUUCAUACUCGGUGAUGAAGCGAACAAAAUUUGGUUUGAUUUUUCUGUCCAUUCUGUAUAUUGCUCUUGGUUUUUGGCCUGUUUAUUCUAAUAAUACAGCAAUGUUUGUUGUUCUUGAAA